GCCCCCGCGCUCAGAGCCAUUCGAUGGAGGAUGAGGUAGCCAUGUUGUAGCGGUGAGACGAGCGACUUGGUGGAAAAGCACAAUCCGGACGAAUUUGGUGUAGAAUCAGUACUGCGGUUCGGAGGAGCCGUCAAUUCUGUUCCCUGUUCGGACUGCCGAUUUGUAGAAGACACCAUGAGCGGCGGGACGCCAUACCUCGGCAGCAAAAUCAGCCUGAUUUCGAAGGCCGAGAUUCGCUACGAAGGAAUCCUCUACACUAUUGACACCGAGAACUCGACUGUCGCACUUGCUAAAGUUCGUUCCUUCGGCACAGAGGAUCGGCCCACUGACAGGCCCAUCCCACCUCGGGACGACACCUUCGAGUACAUCAUCUUCAGAGGCAGCGACAUCAAGGACCUAACUGUGUGUGAACCGCCCAAACCAACAUGCUCUCUUCCUCAGGACCCCGCCAUUGUCCAGUCGUCCAUGAGCUCCAGCUCCUCAUCUUCUGCAGCAGCUGCUCCGACUCCGUUCCAGUCUGCUGGGUCCUACGGCCUCUUCAACCGAGCGCCAGUUCCUGCCUAUAACCAGUUCAGCGCCAGUCCGCUUGUUUCCCCUCAGUUUGGACCAGUUGGUGUUGGACGCAGCAGCCCCACUCUGGACCCGUUGCGGAAGAGCCCCACCCUGGAGCAGGUGAUGCAGACCGCCCCGGCGGUCCCGACCGCAGCCACCACAGCCCCGGCCCCCGGCCUGGGACGCAGGAGCCCCACCCACGGUCGCACAGUCCCCUCCAGCGGCGGUCCGAGCAGCCAGAAGGUCCAGCAGCAGGAGGGUCUGGACUCGAGGAGGGGUGAGACUGUGAGGGGAGGCCGCAGCAGCCAGGGCUGGUCUGCACCCCGAACCAUCACUGCUGUAGAUAGGGCUUCAUCUGCAGGGCUUACCCACUCUGUCUUUAGUCACGCAGGAACAGACGCCCCGAAAAUCCCAAAACCACAGAGCGAGCAGGCGCGAGCUGAAGGCAGGGAUCCCAGUAAACGUUCCACAGUGGCUGCUGGUGCACCGGCUAACCGGCGCGGGCGAGGAGGUGGACACCGUGGCAGAGGACGCUUCAACGUUCGCCGAGACGGACCCAUGAAGUUUGAGAAAGACUUUGACUUCGAGAGUGCCAACGCCCAGUUCAAUAAGGAGGAGAUCGACAGAGAGUUUCAGAGCAAGCUGAAGCUGAAAGAUGAGAAGACGGAGAAGGCUGAGAAAGCAGUGAACGGAGAAGAUAAGGGCGACUCUGGUGUGGAGACCCAGAACAGCGAGGGGAACGCCGACGAGGAGUGUGACCCACUCGGACCCAACUGCUACUACGACAAGUCCAAGUCUUUCUUCGACAACAUCUCCUGUGACGACACCAGGAAAGCAAAUGAAAAGUCUGGAGGCUCAGCUUUCCCAAGGGAGCGGAGGCAGACCUGGGCUGAGGAGAGGAGGAUGAACGCAGAGACGUUCGGCAUCCCUCUUCGUCAGGGCCGAGGACGCGGCGGUUACCGUGGACGUGGCGGGAUGGGCUUCCGUGGAGGUCGGGGUCGUUCAGCCAGCCGAGGGUCCUUUGGGCCUCCACAGGGAGGCGGCGGCUUCAGGGGAGGAUACAGAGGAAACCAGGCUGGACGGGAGUUUGCUGACUUAUCAGCGUACAGGAAGGACAACAAAGUGGCAGCGUAGUGUGGACGGCAGGAAGAGUCUUCACAAGGUGGAACUUCUUCACGCUUCAACGGAAAACAAAUAGUUUGAGUUUUGUUGACUAAAAUUAUGAAGAUUGUCUACUAGUUGUAUAUUUGUCACCAGCACUGGGGUAGACUGCUCGAAUACAACGAUGGAAACACCAACAGCGCAGUUUAUCAGGAAAAAAAAAUGUAAAAAGUCCAAAUCUCUUCAAAAGUAAUUUCCAGGUGGCUGAAGUAAUUCUGUACAAAUGUCAUAUUUCAGAGUAACUGUUCUGUUUUUCAAUGAAUGAUGUUCGGCCCUUUCCUAAACUUUCUCUGAUGAUCUUUUGUUAGCUGUCGCGGGUCGUCCACGCGAGUUGUUUGACUCACUGACAUAGCUUUAUUUUGGGGGGGGAGUCCAGUCUAUCCUGUAAUGUAACUUCAGCACCAAAACAGCCCACAGUCACCUUUCUAACAUGUAUUUUUCUACUCUAACAUAGACUGAUGCUGUUCUGUAGUCAGCCCUCACUGUUGUCUCUCCCUGUCUUCAGUCGCUGUGCUCGUGAUUCUCACCUGAAAUCACUUUUCAGCUUUCUGUUCUUUUCGUUAGUAAACAAUCGGCUCGGUUCCUCCACCAGGUGUCACGUAGUAACAGUAGAGCUGCUGCUAGACGUCCACACGUGGACCCGACUGGUUUCUGUGGUAGUUUUUACUCCCAGUCCACAAGCUAACUCAGUCUGGGACACAGAUGGAUCAUCGGUCAAAGUUCAGUUGCUUUCUUCUUUUCUCUCUCUUCAUCUAUUUUUCUGUGAAUUACUUUGUUGAGUCUCCGGUACGUAACAUUGCUGCAGAGUCAAUCCACACUGACGACGGCUAAAACAGCCUGAACACACUCGAAGCUUCUCAGAGACGUGUGGAAGAUUUAAUGUGUCUGAACCCGUAUUUAUUUAGUGUUGUGUCUUGAAUAACAAAGAAAAGUUUGGAUGAAUUUUCCUCAUUAAAUGUGAAUUCUGCACCUUACAGAGUCGUUCAAACACCAAGUCAUUCUGAUCUGUGGUCACAUCUGUAGAGAAGUUGCAUUGAUUGGACAAAAAAUUAAAAGUAAUAGAGUUUAAAAAAAAAAAAAGUUCUGAGUUCUGACCUUUUUUCCAAAAUGCUGAGAAGUGGGAAGUGGUCCGAACGGUCUCUGAGGUGAUCCGACAUCACAACUUCCAGACAGACUGAAAUCAAAUGAAGUCAGAAAGCGAAGACGUCUCGUGUCGGUCGGCACAGACUCUGAACUCCUGACAAUAACACAGAAACUACAACAUGGAAACAAACUAAAUGUGAUGAAGGGGAAUUAUUAUGCUUUCACCUUCAUUUUGGUGUGGUUUGAUUCACAACAAAGAUAAUUUGUUAAUUUGACACAAGUACAAAAUAAUUGUUAACAUGUUUUAACUUCAAUUCUGACAGUAUAAUUAUUGAAUCAUGUGUUUAGACACUUUAAAUCUUCUGUAGAGCUGUUUGUUCAUUACUCAGUGUGUUCGGUUGUUUUUUUGGGCUGCUUCAUGAGACACACUACUCUAUAAACACACACACACACACACACACACACACACACACACACAAAGGUAAUCUGACCCACCUGUUCACUUCACCUCCACACAGUCAACCUGAUACCACUAACAUUGUCCCGCGGUGCUGUGCAGCCCGCCGCAGCUACAGGAAGAAAAUAGAAAGUAAUGGACUGUAGAAAUGAGCUAGUCGUCUGUGUGUAGCCACGUAGUGUUCCGAACUGUAGAGGCUGUGACGGGUCGUUUUGGACAAGUCCUGGCCCGGCAUCAUUUAAGAACUCUGUCAGUGGUGUUCUGAUCAGACUGGAACUUGAGUUGCACUUGUGAAGUGGAUGAAGAAAUAAUGCCAUUUUCUUUUCAUCUGUCCUGAGGUGGUAACGGACGCUGUGGCGUUGUCAUGGUAACUGACCGAACCAGCUUAAAAUGAUGGAUUAUGAAUAUUGAGGGUCAAACUCAGGUCAUCAGAAAAGUUGGAAAUUCACUUUGAUUAUGUUGCAGCUAAUUUUCUUGUAGAUCUGGAUGUUGAGUGAAGAUCCGUUUGGACCCGGGUCUGGUUCUGUGGAGAUGUUUUAAUGAUUUGUUCCUUGGCUUUGACUCCAGAAUGAUCAAAUCCCCAAACUCUUGUGAAAGAUGUCGGGCUGACGUGCAAAACUUCCCCUGAGGUCCUGACCCGCUCAGGACUGGCAGAGAACACCAGGUUCUUCAUUCGCCUUAAUGCUCGAGAAGGAGUGCUGACGUCUCAUCGGAUCAGACCAAUGUGACGAGAAACAAAACAUUUGAACUGAAGCCCAACUGUAAAUGAUGAUCAACAGAACCGAACCGUUUUCCUGUUCUAGAAGCGGCUCUUCUGCAUUAAAGCAGCAAACCGAGUUGUUUAACCCAGCGGACAGUUUGAAGGAGCUUUGAGAAAACCUGAGUUGGACACAACAAGAAACCAUCAGCGCCGACAGACGUGAUCUCCAGAACACAGACGACCCAGUCAAUCAUUCUAUUGAUCAGUGAUGAUGUCAUCUCACUAACAGAUGGUCCUGCAGGAUUUACGCUGAGUUCAGUGGAUAGAAAAACGUUUCUAUAUUCAGUCACUGGAGGAAAGAUUUAAGUUAUUAAAGCGGUUUCAUCAACUUUAUAAAUCGUGAAGCUGAUGCAAACAAAACUUCACAUAAUUUAAAGUCUAAAUUCAUUUGAUUAUUAAUUGGAAAAUAAAAAUGUUUCAUUGCAACUCAGCAGUCAUGUGAUGGAUUUAUAAUGUCUGAUAUGGAUUGAUCAGUGUGUUGAUUGAUAAUGAUGGAUGAGUCUUCAUAUGUUAACAUCCAUGAGCCCAUAAAGAACUGAUCAUCAGCUGAACAAAGCUUUUCUUGUUGUGUUUGACCUGCUGUGGUUCUGUCUCAGGACACAGGUCUGGUUUUCUCAGCUCAGUUCUAAAGGGAACAUUUCUCGCUUUGGGGGUUCUCUACUUCAGCCUGCAGUAGUUUGGGCUGCGGGGGUUCUCAGUUCUUCAGCUGACAUCAGCAAGACUUUAACAUCGUUAAAGCUCCUGGCAGAGCCGGAGAACUAGCCGGGCUCGGACCGCCUCAUCAGCAGUUUGUGAUGAUGAAAUAGUUUGAUAAUUCAUGAUUGACAGUUGGAUGUUUGAUUGACAGCAGCCAUGUCUGCACACUAAAUAUGAAUCUACAGCUGCUUAGCUUAGCUUAGCAUAAAGACUGUAAAUGGGGGGAAAUGAUAGCCUGGCUCUAUUAAUCUCUACAGUAAAAAUAGUGGACUUUGUUCAGAGCCAGGCUAGUUGUUUCUGUCUUUAUGCUAAGCUAACGAGCUGCUGACUGUAGCUUCAUCUCUUGUGUACAGACAUGAGAAGGAUCAGAGUGAACAUGAACUCAGAGAAGCUGAACGUAUAAAGUCUCUUCAGAUGAAACAUGAUGUGACAUUAAUAUCAUGAUAAAUGUGUCUGCUUGUUGGGUUUAAGGCCCAUUUCUGGUUCCUCUGACGGGAGUUGAGAACCACCGACAUGUGGGAAGUGAUGGUUGUGGGUGGGUGGGGGCGUAUGGGCCUGGAUAUUUAAAGGAAGCCCUUCAGUUCUUUACGUCAGGGUUUGACCACAACACUACAUGAUGCUCGUGUUUGUCAGUCAGCAGAGGUAGAGACAGAUUGAUAAAGGUUGAUGAUGCAAUAACUGAAGCCAGUGUUGUUUGAGCAUCAGGAGGCGGGCGGCACCACCUCUGGCGGGCGGCACCACCUCUGGCGGGCAGCACCACCUCUGGUGGGCAGCACCACCUCUGGCGGGCGGCACCACCUCUGGCUUCCUUUAACACUCUCUGGAGUCACAGCCACAUGUUUGUCUUUGAACCCAGCAUGGCGUCCUCCUCCGUGGGCCUCAGUGGACUGGGCUUUUUAUUAAGAGCAAAUAAUAAACCGUUGUUCAUUAA
Messenger RNA from Acanthopagrus latus (yellowfin seabream), 5640 nucleotides. RefSeq names its product LSM14A mRNA processing body assembly factor a (gene lsm14aa). Gene Ontology annotation, biological process: P-body assembly; cytoplasmic stress granule assembly. Gene Ontology annotation, cellular component: P-body. The coding region runs from base 175 to 1686 and encodes 503 amino acids. NCBI's taxonomy places the organism in Eukaryota, Metazoa, Chordata, Actinopteri, Spariformes, Sparidae. Gene Ontology annotation, molecular function: mRNA binding. The transcript is spliced from 10 exons. The record is from RefSeq and is a predicted model, not a curated record.